Molecule: messenger RNA, 1527 nt
Organism: Melanotaenia boesemani (Boeseman's rainbowfish)
Lineage: Eukaryota; Metazoa; Chordata; Actinopteri; Atheriniformes; Melanotaeniidae
Product: cell division cycle 20.3, cofactor of APC complex-like
Exons: 13
Coding region: 1-1527 (508 amino acids)
Biological process (GO): positive regulation of anaphase-promoting complex-dependent catabolic process; positive regulation of ubiquitin protein ligase activity; anaphase-promoting complex-dependent catabolic process
Cellular component (GO): anaphase-promoting complex
Molecular function (GO): ubiquitin ligase activator activity; protein binding; anaphase-promoting complex binding
Source: RefSeq, a predicted model, not a curated record
AUGGAAAGUGAAGCUGUUCCAGGUGCUCAAAAAUGGAAUCUCGAACAGGAAGGAUGCUUCUUUGCUGGCAGAAGAAGAGUCUGUCCCUUCAAGGGACAAAACGAGACCUAUGAAGUCGAAUACAAACGCUUCAGGAGGUGGAUCAUACAGAGCAGCAGCAGAGGGGGUCCUGUUGCAAGUACACCUGUGGCCCCUGGGCGGCAGUGUCAUCCAAAAUUUGAGCUGGACUCCAUUUGUCAGAGGCUGGAGCUCGAAUCACCACCGAGGCUCCAAGAACAUGAACAUAAGAUCCUGCAAGCCAACGUUCAAGAUGGCUCACCAGUGAAACAAUGCAGGCAGGCAGUUGCAUCACUGAACACGGCACAACAAAGCAGCAUUGUAUCCAGAAGACCUGACACAGAAAAUGCCCCAAAACAGAGUGUGAAGUGGGUGUGGAGAGCAGCAGUUCAAGGCCAUGGAAACACUCAAGUGACAGAUUUUCACAGGAAAAGAUUUGAUUUGCAACCUUUUGCUGUUCUGGAAAACACCAGCAGGAAUGUGCAGUCAUUGCUGACACUGGGGGCCCCAUCAAUGCUGAAUGACUACUACACUAAUCUUCUCGACUGCAGUUGCAAUGGCAUGGUUGCAUUAGCACUUGGCUCAUCUGUUUACCUUUGGAAUUCAGAAACUCAUUCCCUGGUUGGACAUUUGGAGCCGAGUCCAGAUCCAGGCCGACGACACUUUGAGAAUCAGGCCAUCUCAUGUCUGUGUUGGAGCAGAGAUGGUAGAGCUCUCUGCAUCGGAAACAGACUAGGCGAGAUACAGUUGUGGGAUGUUGACCACAAGCAGAACAUGAGAUAUCUGCGAUCACAAGAUUCUGUAGUAGCAGCGCUUUCCUGGAAACAGCACUUGCUCAGCAGCGGCUCUUCUCUCGGACACAUCCAUCACUUUGACCCUCGGGCUCCUGCAUCUGUGGUAGGUGCAGUCAUCCAGAAGGAGGGGGUCUGCAGCCUGCAGUGGUCACCAGGAGAUGACUUUCUAGCUAGUGGCUCCACAGAAGGCCUUCUCCAUAUCUGGGAUGGCGACAUCACAGGAAUCAAAAGGUCCCAUCAGCCAUGCAUAACAAUGGAACAGCCCAGCGCUGUGAAGGCUUUGGGAUGGUGUCCAUGGCAGAGAGAAGUAAUCGCCACAGGAGGAGGAUGGAAAGAUGGUGAACUGAGAAUCUGGGACACAAAAUCUGGGUCAUGUUUGGCCUCUGUUAACACAAAUUCACAGAUCUGUUCUCUUCGAUGGGCUGAAAAGAAAAGAUAUCUUAUCACAGCUCAUGGCAUUCCUCAUCAUCAAAUCACAUCUUGGACCUGGGAGUUUCCCUUCCUCAACCAGAUCAAUCAGCUCAAAGGUCAUUGUCAGCGAGUUCUGCACUUGGCCAUAAAUCCUGACAACACGCACAUCUUCUCUGCAGGAGCAGAUCAGCGCUUUCACAUCUGGACUCUUGGUCUGCAAUGGCUUAGCAGGAAGCCAGAUCAUCCCACAUUACUUCCUAGUUGA